AUGUCCUUCGCGGUCUCUACUUCCUCGUUUGCCGGCGCCAAGGUUGCCUUGCGCAAACAACAAAAUGUUCAAAAGAAGCAAUCCACGAUGGUUCGCGCGGCGGCCGUUUCGGGUGAAGUUCCGAGAAGGGCCGUUUUCGGUGUGCUCGACAUGGCUAAACGUAACGUGAUGAACUUGCUGCUCGUCGGUGCGCUCGGUCUUCCGGGUACGACUUUGUUGGGUGGCUUCGCGUACUACUUCGUCCCGCCGUCUGCGGGUGGUGGUGGCGCUGGCCAAGCGGCGAAGGACGCUGCCGGUAACGACAUUAAGCAAGCGACUUGGUUGAAGAACCACUUGCCGGGUGAUUACACUUUGUCGCAAGGUUUGAAGGGUGACGCGACGUACUUGAUGGUCGAUGCGGGGGGUAAAAUUCGUGACUUUGGUAUCAACGCCGUGUGCACGCACUUGGGUUGCGUCGUUCCGUGGAACAAGGCGGAGAACAAAUUUAAAUGCCCGUGCCACGGCUCCCAAUACAACGCCGAUGGUAUGGUUAUCCGUGGCCCGGCCCCGUUGUCUUUGGCUUUAGCGCACUUGACCAUCGACGCCUCCGACACCGUCAUCUUUUCCCCGUGGACUGAGACUGACUUCAGAACUGGCUUGGCCCCGUGGUGGAAGUAA
Messenger RNA from Bathycoccus prasinos, 657 nucleotides. RefSeq names its product cytochrome b6-f complex iron-sulfur subunit. Lineage: Eukaryota; Viridiplantae; Chlorophyta; Mamiellophyceae; Mamiellales; Bathycoccaceae. Gene Ontology annotation, molecular function: 2 iron, 2 sulfur cluster binding; oxidoreductase activity. The record is from RefSeq and is a predicted model, not a curated record. Gene Ontology annotation, cellular component: plasma membrane. The coding region runs from base 1 to 657 and encodes 218 amino acids. The transcript has 3 exons.